Messenger RNA from Anopheles funestus (African malaria mosquito), 2004 nucleotides. RefSeq lists its product as uncharacterized. Gene Ontology annotation, molecular function: nucleic acid binding. The coding region runs from base 1 to 2004 and encodes 667 amino acids. The record is from RefSeq and is a predicted model, not a curated record. Lineage: Eukaryota; Metazoa; Arthropoda; Insecta; Diptera; Culicidae. Gene Ontology annotation, biological process: DNA integration. The transcript is spliced from 2 exons.
AUGCAGAUUUUCGAACUCAACACUGUCACGUACGGACUUUCGCCAUCAUCAUUCUUAGCUACGCGCACCUUGCUUCAGCUCGCAGAUGAUGAAGGUGCACACUAUUCGAAUGCACAAGCUGCCCUGAAACGAAACUUUUAUGUAGAUGAUUUCAUUGGUGGUGCCAACACGGUAGAAGAUACUUUCCGUCUUCGUCAGGAGCUAUCGGAUCUACUUGCGAAAGGUGGAUUCGAGUUACGCAAGUGGACAUCGAAUCAUCUAGGCGUUCUCAGCGGUUUAAGUGCUGAUCAAAUCGGCACCCAGUCAUCGUUGCAGUUCAUUCCCAAUGAAACGGUGAAAACACUCGGCAUCUCCUGGAAACCAGAAUCUGAUGAGCUGUGCUUUGAUUCGAACGUUUGUGUUGAAUCAGCAUCCUCAACGAAGCGAUCCAUACUGUCAUGCAUCGCGAAGAUGUAUGACCCGCUUGGACUGAUUGCACCUGUAUUGGUCCGUGCAAAGCUACUGAUGCAAGAAUUAUGGCUGCUGAAAUCCGGCUGGGAUGAUCCCGUUCCCGAGCAGAUCUACAACAAAUGGACAACGAUUAGUGAUGAAUGGCAAUCUUUAUCUACGUAUAAAACUAAUCGUCAUGUUCUUUUACCUAAUUCACAAGUAGAACUCCACACAUUCACCGACGCCUCCGAAGCAGCUUACGGAGCCUGUAUCUACGCGCGUUGUAAGAACGCGGAAGGAGAAAUACGGAUCAGCUUACUGGCGUCGAAGUCCCGAGUAGCACCUCUUAAACGCGUCACACUGCCGAGACUCGAACUCAACGCAGCUGUUUUGGGCGCCCAUCUCCAGCACCGGGUCCAGAAGGCGAUGCAGAUCGAUAGCGUCGAGUCCUUCUUCUGGUCUGAUUCAACUGUAACGCUGAAAUGGAUAGCAUCUCCACCCAAUACAUGGAAGACAUUCGUGGCGAACCGUGUCGCUGAAGUGCAGCGCUAUUCUCAUCCGCGACAAUGGCGACACGUUCCUGGUUCCAGCAACCCUGCCGAUUUGGUCUCUCGCGGCAUGUCGGCAGCGAAUUUCCUUAAGAGUCGACAGUGGCACUCCGGCCCGGAUUGGCUAGCUCUUCCUUCAUCGUCAUGGCCCAGCUCGAAUCCUGAUUCCAUCGACGGAGUGGAUCUAGAAAUCCGUCAGAAGGUGCGCACACAACCAUCUUCAAACCACACCGUAGCACCACUUAGCAUCACGAAAGAAUACUUAGAAGACGCCAAAACUGUGCUUUGCAGACUAGCACAACAAGAUGCCUUCUCUCCCGAAAUCAAGCACAUGAAAAAGGGAGAAGCUUUACUGAAGCAGUCAUCUUUACGUAAACUAAGCCCCUUUAUCGACGAGAAGGGUAUAAUACGAGUGGGAGGACGAUUAAAACUGUCGCAGUUGCCGUACCAAUCGAAACAUCCCGUGGUGCUUCCUAAACAGCAUAAGUUUACACGUCUCGUAGCUGAACAUUACCACGAACAGCUUAUGCAUGCCGGCGGAAGACUUCUACUAUCCCAGAUGAGAGAGCAGUAUUGGCCACUAGACGGACGUCGAUUAGUGAAAGGCAUCGUGCGGAAUUGCUUUCGAUGUAUUCGCCAGGAUCCCGCACUGGCACGGCAACCUAUUGGUCAACUUCCCACAUCACGCAUUACACCCAGCCGGCCUUUCUCCACCACGGGAGUAGACUACGCCGGACCGUUCUAUUUAAAGCCUGCGCAUCGCAGAGCCGCAGCGACUAAGAGCUACCUGUGCGUAUUCGUUUGUUUCACCACGAAGGCUGUUCAUCUUGAACUCGUGGGAGACCUCACAACAGCAGGAUUCUUAGCCGCACUACGACGUUUCGCUUCACGACGCGGUCUACCAUCGCACAUCCAUUCCGAUAAUGGUAAAAACUUUGAAGGAGCCGAACGCGAGCUCAAGGAGCUUUUUGAGAUGUUCAACGACGAGCAGCAGCGGAACGUCAUUGCUACUUAUUGUGCGAACUAG